ACAGUGGUUACAGAUGUCACCUUGCGCAAGGUAUUUACCCUAAUUUGCACCGGUAAAAUAGUGAUGCUCUUCCUAUACAGACCUGGAACUUUGGUGCUUUGGAGAAAAGAGUUGGUCGAAUGACAUGACAGCGCUCCUCUUCGCAGUUAUUUCUUUGUUGUGCUGUUGAGGUCCCCUCUAGAAGAUGACAUUGUUGUGUUCUCCCCUGCAUCUCUGGGCUUCCCCUCCGGCAGCACACGUAUAGGAAGGACGGGGUGGCUGGUUUUUACCGAGCCGAAAGCCGGGCUGACUAAGAGGAUAUGAUGGUUUCUCUCCAGCGUGCGGCCGUGAAAAAACAUGUCGCAGGAACACAGUGGUUCCACCCCAACAUCACCGGUGUAGAGGCAGAGCAACUCCUACUCACCCGAGGGGUGCACGGGAGCUUCCUGGCCAGACCCAGCAAGAGCAACCCAGGCGACUUCACUCUUUCUGUCAGGAGGAAGAACGAGGUGACCCACAUAAAGAUCCAGAACUCGGGGGACUAUUACGACCUGUAUGGCGGGGAGAAAUUCGCCACUUUGGCCGAGCUGGUGCAGUACUACACUGAGCAGCACGACCUUCUGCGGGAGAGGAACGGCGACGUCAUUGAACUGAAGUAUCCCCUUAACUGCAAGGACCCCACGUCGGAGAGAUGGUACCAUGGGCACCUGUCAGGGCGGGAUGCAGAGAAGCUGCUCAUGGAAAAGGGUAAGCCUGGUAGCUUCCUGGUGCGGGAGAGCCAGAGCAAGCCGGGAGACUUUGUGCUCUCCGUCCUCACCCACGAGGAGAAGCACGAGAACGCUGACCGCAGGACCAAGGUCACCCACGUGAUGAUCCGGUGUCAGGAUGGAAAGUAUGAUGUUGGUGGAGGCGAGAGGUUUGACACCCUUGCUGACCUUGUGGAGCACUACAAGAAAAACCCCAUGGUAGAGAAGAGUGGCAUUGUAGUCCACCUCAAGCAGCCCUUCAACGCCACCAGGAUCAAUGCUGCCAACAUUGAAAAUCGGGUGCGGGAGUUGAACAAAGUGGCGGACAACUCUGAGAAACCCAAGCAAGGAUUCUGGGAGGAGUUUGAGGUCCUGCAACAGCAGGAAUGCAAGCUGCUGUAUCCCAGAAAAGAGGGACAACGGCUGGAGAACAAGAGCAAGAACCGAUACAAGAACAUUCUCCCCUUUGACACCACACGUGUGGUGCUAAGGGAAGCGGACCGGGAUGUUCCUGGGGCCGACUACAUCAACGCCAACUACAUCCAGAGCAAGCAUGAGGAAGGGCACCUUGCCGACGAGUGCAAAGUCUACAUUGCCACCCAAGGCUGCCUCCAGAACACAGUGACCGACUUCUGGCAGAUGGUUUACCAGGAGAACACACAUGUCAUUGUCAUGACAACCAAAGAGAUGGAGCGUGGCCGGAAUAAGUGUGUACGAUACUGGCCAGAUGUUGACACCACUAAGGACUUUGGGAAGCUGAGUGUUAGGAACAUUGAGGAGAGGCCAGCACAGGACUACGUCUUGAGAGAACUGGAGAUCACGCGGCUAGACACGCGGGAACCUCCCAGGUACAUUUGGCACUAUCAGUACCUCAGCUGGCCCGACCACGGUGUCCCCAAUGAGCCUGGAGGAGUUCUAAGUUUCCUGGAUCAGGUGAACCGGGCUCAGAAUUCCAUUCCAAAUACGGGGCCCAUAGUGGUCCAUUGCAGUGCAGGAAUCGGAAGGACAGGAACUAUAAUUGUGAUAGACAUCCUCAUUGACAUCAUUAACAGGCAAGGCCUGGACUGUGAUAUUGACAUCCCCAAGACCAUCCAGAUGGUACGAAGGCAGCGCUCAGGCAUGGUGCAGACGGAGGCCCAGUACAAAUUUAUCUACAUGGCUGUUCAGCAAUACAUCGACACUGCUCAGAAGAGGCUGGAUGAGGAGCAAAGGAAUAAGAUGAAGGAACGCGAGUACUCCAACAUCAAAUACCCACAGAUGGCCAAUGCCAAAGUGAAGGCCAACGUGGGCAGCUCGCGCUCCUCUAACUCUGUCAUGAACGACGACCCCUCCAACGUCUACGAGAAUUUGAACGUUAAAACCCCGAAGGCUUCUGGGAGCAGCAACACCAGGAGAUGAGGCACGUUUCCCUCGGGCAACUUUCUGCUUACUGCCUCUCUGUAAGUACACUUUUAUACACGACCUCGCGGAGAAGGGCUGAUGGGUACGCCGAGUGAGUGCGAGGGCCGGUAGGAGGUAAAGCCGGACCCUGGUAAUGAUGUUCCAGACCUUUUCCGUUUGCUUUUUUUUCCUGCAGUGCUUUUGUCAGCAUAUCCGUUUCCCUAGAGUGAACGAGCUGCACCUGUACGCCUGCUCUCCUCUGAAGCACUCGGUAGCUUCUGCUUUGAUUAGAGAUCUGUGACACGUUGCCGUUCCUCUUAGGUCGACCAAUACGUGUUUUGUUAAACUGGAUUUCUGAACUUGACUUUUUGAAAUGAGGGUAUGUUGAUUCGAUCAUCAUUUUGGAGAAAAGCAUCUGCCACGUGCAUAAAAUAGAUACUGCGCCGUGCAACUGUAACACUCUGCUGUUAGACGUUUUAGCAUUUUUUAUGGCAGUGAUGGUACUGGUCUGUAAUUUUGUUUAUGUGGUAGAAGGAAUUACAGAGGUGGUGUUACUCAUAUCGGUGAAUGGUGCUUCUUUCGGCAGGAAACCUUCGAGAUCUCCUACAGAUUGGAAGAAGACUGAAGGACGUCCUGGGUACCCCCUGAAGAACCUUGAAAAGAACAGACUUUACCCGUUACCCCAGCCUGGCUGCCUUCUGUGUCCUCUGUACCUUCUUGUCCAUCGUCUUUGCUGCAGCUGGCUUUUAGUGCCUCUAGAAUGAAAUACUUAAAUGCCACUAAAGUGAAGUAAUGAAGUGCCUCUUCCAGCGAAGUACUGUUGACCUGCCCUUGUCAAGCCCACCUUGAUUCCACCUCACCCCUUUAUCCGUACAGUUUGCCUCUGUGCUCCACAGGGGUCGGCGAUGGCGAGAAAACAUGACUAAGAUUUAAGACUGCUUCUGGCUUUGCCAGUUGUCCUUCUCUUGUGCUAUUUACCGCUUUCUGAGCGUAACAAACUGUUUAUAGUGAUAGAUUUUGAGUGUGUGUAUAAUUUGAUUUGUGAAAUAUAACCAUGGGAAGCAAAAGGUGAAGCAAUGCUCUGCCUACUGGAGAGAUCUACUGUAACCAAAGACCUCGGACCUUCUACAGAGAUUUGCACAUUUUGUAUGAAGAUGCAUCAAGGAAUCAUGCAGUGAUGAAGGAAGUUUGUUUUUUCAGGAACCACAUUGGACUUUACUGCUUGUGUACAGUAUGUGUGGUGGACAAGCAGUGCCCAUGUGCUCCUAAUUGCCAUGCACCUUUGUUACAUGUAACGGCCAAGACCUUCCUAUGGGGGGUCAUUGAUGUCCUGCACUUUCCCUGUUGGCCCCUUUUUCUUGUUUCGCUCACCCUUUGCUUUGUCCUGCUGACACUGGAUCUCUGGGCCACUAAUGCUUCCUCCUUUUAAGUCACUUAGCACCAUAUCAUAUACCACUAAUGCCCUCCUCUUGUGCGCCUCACAGUAACAGACAUUUUAUGCCACUGACAUGCUCCUUGUGCCACCAGUGCUCUUGUUUUGUGCCUUCUGUGCAACAGCAAUGAUGCUUGUUCCUGCAGCACAAACAUAACUCUGUUUACCACAUUACAGGAAAUUAUAAUGCCUCCCUGAGAUUUCCUUGAAGGUUUUCUCUUCCUCCAGAAGGUCCUUUUAAAUCAGCUUCUAAAAAGGCUUAGACUGUUUUUGUCUAAAUUUCCUUAUAGUCCUGCUUUUCUUUGUGGUUGUCUGGGCUUGAAAGUUGAAGAACAGCCAUAAUGAAUUUGAAUUUUUUUUUUAUUUUAUUUUUUGUACUGCUGAGCUGGUAUCCUGGCAGACCAGCUGACACACUGGAAGUGUACGUUUGGCAUGGGGUGAGGAUGCGGGACGCAACCCUGUGUGCUGUAGGACGGGGCUGCAGUAGGGGUACCAACUGCUGAGUACCAACAGAAAAGGCUAUCUCCUGAGCCUGGGCUCUUGCUGGGGGUUCGAGUGAAGUUCAUAGCGAUGUGAUGUGGGGUUGGACAGAGCAGUAGUGCGUUUCAGUAUCACAAACAAGUGUUUGUGUCCUGGGCUUUGGUGGUGGUUAAUCGUGAUAUACAUGGUCUCUUCAUUUUUUCUGUUUGGUCCACUUUAUACUCAAGUUUCCAUUCAUUGUAAUGCUGACCCCAAGAACAGGUUUUCCCCUCUGUCCCGUGCAGUAGUAGGACAGAAAGCUGUCAGUUUUUAAUGGAAUGCCUUACGAUGCAUUGCUGUGAUUCUUUGCAGUAGGACAGUUGGAGGGCUGGAACAAGACAGUGACAUACCACCCUUGUUAAUCCCACCCGCCAGAAGCUAUCAGUCUCCAGGUUCUUAAUCUUGCCACAAACAUCCAUGCAGCUUGUUGGAAACAACUAGCUAGCCUCAGAAAUGGGGUUGUAAACAAAGCAUGGGUUAUGGGGAAAUGAAGAAGGUUCAUAUGUCUCAAUUUGCACUGUUGAAACCCUGGUUUUAAGAGAAUUUUCAGCGUGUCCCCUAUAUGAGGGCUAUAGAAGUCGGACACAGAGUUCAUAGAGUGCUUUCUUCAGAAUGAUGAAUGACAAGCCACUGUUGGAGAACCUCAAGCCUAAUGUGACGAUGUUGACAUGCAGGGGGUACUAUUUAUUUAAAGGCUAAUGGAUGAAAAAGCCAUCGGUGUUACUUUUUAAAAUAUUUAAGGCGAUGAUAUUUGUUGUAUUGUUACUGUUUACUGCCAUAUAACCUUAUACAAAUUUUACUUGUAAUGAUUUAAAUAAUUAAACUCUGGCUCAGUUGUGGUCCUCUUCCAUAACUGCUAGAGGGUUGAGGCUAAAAGUGUCCAAGGUUGCAAAUUGCUGCGUAGGGAGUUUGGAAGGGUGUUUUGGGCUCAUCGAGCAUGGUGGAUCUUGGGUCCUCGCCGCCUUGUGGCAACGCUUAACUGUGCAGUAAUGUGAUCACUGUGAAUACGGUGGUUCCCGAAAGCCUUCGACGUACCGAUGUCAGGGUGACGUUGAGGAUGGCCUUCCCAAUCCACACUUCUGUGAUAUCACAAGUCCAGUUGCCCCGGGAUGUACGUGGAGUUCUGGUGUGGGACUUGGAUGGAGAAGUUUGGAUUCUGGGAGGGUGGUGGUGUUGUAUCGUACUUAGAGCAGGGAUGUGGAGUGCCUUCGUCAGGAUAGGGAAGUCGGAAAAUAAAACUUAUGUAAUAUGCACUGUGUGAAGUGUCUCUUGAUGGAGUAGUUAGACUGAUGGUUGGACUUGAUGGUUAAUGGCCACCUUCCUUUUCCCUUCAGUAGGAGCUGCUCGGAAAUAUUAAUAUCGUUUCUUGUUCUUUUAGAGUUGUCUCCCCCCCCACCCAACUUACCCUCUGUGUGAAUGGAGUUGUGGUUUUAAUAAUACAGAAGAAAUAUGAAGUUAAUACUUGAAAUAUUGUUUCUGCCUAGGUGUUUUUAAACUACUUGAGUUGUAACCCACAGUGACCAGAAUGGCCAUGUUUGUUACGUAAGAAUGGUUUUGUAGCCUGUUAGUUGUGCUUAGUGUUGUAUAUUUUCCAAAUUUAUUGUGCACUGUUCUGAAGGAAUGACUGACUCUGCCUUUGCUUUUAUUAUAAUAAUCAAUUAUGAGUUAUUUUAUGACUAUAAUUAGACUGAAGUAUGACUGCUAAAAUUGAUACGUAAUGAAUAUUUCCCAUUGUCGUCUUGGAUUUACUUGAAUGAGUUGUGUAAUGGUUAUUGUCCUGCUAUUAUGCGACCCUGUGGCAUGCCACACCAUCCCGCUCAACAUGAUGGCUGAAAGCUCUCAUGACUUAAGGAAAAUAAAAUUUAAAAAAAAAAAAAAUCCUAUUAAAGAAUAUAUUAAAUCAGUAACUGACAAAUGUGAAUUCUUCUUUUGUGUUUGUGUCUUUUUUGUGGCGUCAGCUGAAGUGAAUUUGGGGUUUGAAAGACUGCCCUUUCCAGUGAAAAGGAGGUACUACAGGUAAGUAGUACCACAAGUGUGACUAGAUGCAAGGGAAUCCUUAUUUCCAUUAAUAAUAAAUGAAGUGGUUCAAACAGGAAUGUUGACGGAGAGGAUACAGUUUACUCCCAUUUGGAUUUCGCUGUUCUAAAUUAUGCAGCAUUCUGCAUAUGUCCUUGGUUUUAAAUUAUGCAAGAUUUUCCAUGUUUUGGGGAUAGUUGGAUUCCUGUUAAUGCCCCCCCUAUCUGGAUGCAUGUUUAGUUUCACAAAGGACGUUUUUAUGUUUGUGCCAACUGCAGAACAAAAAAAAUUAAGGGAAUCUAGUGAUGUUUUCUAUUACUAAAGGAGGAAGAUGUUAAUGGGACACCUAAAUUUGAAGAUUGUUCAAAAUGUUCUGUAAAGCACUGGUUCUUGAUGAAUUGCUUAAAAAACAAUUGUAUGUCAUAUAUUAGGGUGAUGCAAUAAAA
This is a messenger RNA of Scleropages formosus (Asian bonytongue), 6518 nucleotides long. RefSeq names its product tyrosine-protein phosphatase non-receptor type 11-like. The transcript has 15 exons. Lineage: Eukaryota; Metazoa; Chordata; Actinopteri; Osteoglossiformes; Osteoglossidae. The record is from RefSeq and is a predicted model, not a curated record. Bases 300 to 2123 code for a protein of 607 amino acids. Gene Ontology annotation, molecular function: receptor tyrosine kinase binding; non-membrane spanning protein tyrosine phosphatase activity; cell adhesion molecule binding. Gene Ontology annotation, cellular component: cytoplasm. Gene Ontology annotation, biological process: protein dephosphorylation; positive regulation of ERK1 and ERK2 cascade.